AUGGCCCCAUCAAGACUCUUCCGAUUGGGGCUUUUCAUGCUGUUGAUCCAUUUCUCCUAUUCGGAUCCGGGGUCGGGCUGCCCUCGGACCAACACCUCCCUUCUCAACUUCACCUCCCACUUCACCAUGGUGCAGCACCAGCUCCGGGGCCUUUUCUCCGUUGUAGACGAUUGCUCGUUUCGGGUCACCCGGUUCGACAUGCUUCCGGGUCAGGACGUCCACUGGUGGGGCGCUGCCGGCGAUGAUUUCCAGAACCUCACCGGCGGCUUCCUCAUCUCCGAAUCCUCGCAGCUCAACCGUACCUUAAAAAACGAAACCUUUGUCGUUCGGCUGCGGGAAAACGUUACCUGGGAUCGAGUUAAAGUCGUCGCCGUUUGGGACCUUCCCACUGCUUCCAAUUUCGGGCAUAUUUCGUUGAGUGGUGUUGAAACUUCGGCCCCUGCCGAGCAGCCCACCAUGUUUGAAAACUGUAAGGUUCUCUCUGAUGGUUAUAGGGUUAGGUGGAGCUUGAAUGAGAGUGAGAAUUUCAUUGAUAUUGGUUUGGAGGCUGCAAUUGGGAUUCAGUAUUAUAUGGCUUUCGGGUGGGCGAAUCCGAAUGCUACUUCUUUGAUGGUAGGUGGUGACGUGGCCGUCACCGGAUUUGAGGAGGAUGGACUGCCGUUUUCUCACGAUUAUUAUAUCACCAAGUACAGUGAGUGUAUGACCAAUGAAGAUGGCACUGUUCAGGGGGUUUGUCCCGACAGCAUGUACAAUUCUACCGAUGCCGUUGGGUUGGUGAAUAAUACGAAAUUGAUUUACGGACACAGAAAGGAUGGUGUAUCCUUUGUUAGGUAUAGAAGACCAUUGAUUUCUAACGAUAGCAAGUAUGAUUUAGAAGUUGAUCCCUCAUCGAACAUGAUGGUCAUAUGGGCAGUAGGGCUUAUCAAGCCUCCAGAUAGUCUGCGACCUUUUUAUCUUCCGCAAAAUCAUGGUGGGACUUUUGGUCACCUGAGGCUUAAUCUUUCCGAGAGAGUAGAGGAUUGUUUGGGGCCAUUGGAUGCUAAAGACAAAGAAGACCAAGAUAUUACGAUUGCUGAUAAAAAGGAGCCGCUUGUUGUGUCGACAGGCCCUGCAUUGCAUUACCCGAAUCCUCCAAAUCCAUCCAAAGUCCUCUACAUCAACAAGAAGGAAGCUCCCCUUUUGAGAGUGGAAAGGGGUGUGCCGGUGAAGUUCUCAAUACAGGCCGGGCAUGAUGUGGCUUUGUAUAUAACAUCUGAUCCUUUAGGAGGUAAUGCAACUCUGAGGAACAUGUCGGAGACUAUAUAUUUUGGGGGACCCGAAGCGGAAGGAGUCCAGGCAGAUCCCACGGAAUUAGUCUGGGCACCAAACAGGAAUACGCCUGAUCUCGUCUACUACCAUUCUCUUUACAUGCCGAAAAUGGGCUGGAAAGUCGAGGUUGUCGAUGGAGGCCUUCCGGAUAUGUAUAGUAACAGUGUCUCGUUAGAUGAUCAGCAGGUUAUGUUCUUCUGGACUCUGUCAGACAACAGCUCGAUAUCUAUUGCCGCAAGGGGUGAGAAAAAGAGCGGGUAUCUGGCAAUCGGUUUUGGUCGUGGGAUGGUAAACAGCUAUGUUUAUGUGGGUUGGGUUGACAAUAACGGCACGGGAAGAGUAAGCACCUACUGGAUUGCUGGAAGAGAGGCCCUGGACGUGCACCCCACAAAGGAGAAUUUGACUUAUGUGAGAUGCAAAUCUGAGAACGGCAUUAUCACAUUCGAGUUCACACGUCCCCUAAAUCCAUCAUGCGACCGGAAUGCGAGACCAGAAUGCAACAACAUAAUUGAUCCUUCUACUCCUCUGAAAGUCAUCUGGGCUAUGGGCGCUCAGUGGUCAGAUGGACACUUGAGCGUGCGUAACAUGCAUUUUGCGACCAGCAAGAGGCCAAUGAGUGUGCUUCUAAUGCAUGGUUCGGCAGAGGCAGAGGAGGAUCUGAGGCCUGUUUUGGCUGUCCAUGGGUUUAUGAUGUUUCUCGCUUGGGGAAUCUUGCUUCCCGGUGGAAUUUUGGCGGCUAGGUACUUGAAGCACGUUAAGGAUGACAGCUGGUUUAGGAUUCAUGUGAACCUGCAGUAUUCGGGAUUAGCUAUUGUGUUCCUUGGUUUUCUAUUCGCUGUUGCCGAGCUCCGGGGCCUGACUUUCGACUCGUUGCAUGUUAAGUUUGGGAUGCUAGCGAUAUUGCUUGCGUUGGCACAACCAGUGAAUGCGUAUUUAAGGCCUAAGAAGCCUGCUCCUGGAGAGGAGGCUUCUUCGAGGAGAGUUAUAUGGGAAUAUAGUCAUUUUAUAACUGGAAGGUUUGCUAUAAUUGUGGGAAUUGCGGCUCUUAUUAGUGGGAUGAAGCAUUUGGGAGAGAGGUAUGGUGAUGAGAAUGCUCGGGGGUUGAGUUGGGCCUUGAUAGUUUGGUUCUUGAUAGGUGCUUUGAUUGUAGUGUAUUUGGAGUGCCGUGAGAUUACCAAGAGGCGGCGAGCCAGAAUAUCUGGCAGAAGCAAUUGGGUGCUGGGUGAUGGUGAAGAGGAGGAUACCGACCUCUUGAACCAAAGUAGGCAGGUGGCGGACAAAGAUUCACUUUCUUCAGAAAGAAUGGAAGUUCAGCUAGAACCGUUAAAUAGAUAG
Molecule: messenger RNA, 2643 nt
Organism: Striga hermonthica
Lineage: Eukaryota; Viridiplantae; Streptophyta; Magnoliopsida; Lamiales; Orobanchaceae
Source: the annotation of a GenBank genome assembly